UAAGGUAAAGCCUAGAGAGCAUUUCAUAACAAACAAAAUGGCGUCGCGAGUUGUGGGGACAGUGCGAGCAGUUGCUAAAAAACGACUUAUCCCUACUAAGGCUCCUUUAGUAUUGACGCCAGCUGCAGUAAAUCAAGUAAAGAGACUACUUAGAGAAAAUUGUGAUAUGAUUGGUCUAAAGAUCGGUGUGAAGACCAGGGGUUGUAAUGGUUUAACAUACACAAUGGAGUAUGCAAAAGAAAAGGGAAAGUUUGAUGAGGAAGUCAUACAAGAUGGUGUAAGGAUUCUCAUAGAUUCUAAAGCUCAGCUGACAUUACUUGGGACAGAAAUGGAUUAUCAAACAGAUAAAUUAUCUUCUGAGUUUAUAUUCAAUAAUCCAAACAUCAAAGGCACGUGUGGAUGUGGAGAGAGUUUUAAUGUAUGAAAUUUUAAAAAUAAUAAAUCUGUGAUUGUGCAUUAGAUAGAACAUGUGAGGUAUGAACGUCUUUCAUGGAUGUCUUUUAUCCAAAUGUCAUGUGUGAAAGUGCAAAGGGAAAUACAUUUAUUCAUGUGUGUUUCUUGUGCUAGUAAUGGACACCCAGUUUAAAACACAUUAUCAUACUUAUGUGAGAUGUGAAAAUGUUAUUGUGUAUUUUGUUUUUGUUAGAUGGGAAAUAUGAAUGCUUUUUGCAUUAUUUUCCAUUGUGCAUCAUCUAUGAGUCAAAAUGCUUUUUAUAGGUACUUGUUAUGAAAAUGGUUUACACAUGAUGUAAUACAUUGUGUUGUAGUUACAAAUGAAUAUUUUGAAGAAGUGUUACAAUUCUUUUAUUUAUAAAAUUAUCUCAAUAAAUUGUUCUUCAUAGA
This is a messenger RNA of Saccostrea echinata, 843 nucleotides long. RefSeq names its product iron-sulfur cluster assembly 1 homolog, mitochondrial-like. Gene Ontology annotation, molecular function: 2 iron, 2 sulfur cluster binding. The transcript has 4 exons. NCBI's taxonomy places the organism in Eukaryota, Metazoa, Mollusca, Bivalvia, Ostreida, Ostreidae. The record is from RefSeq and is a predicted model, not a curated record. Gene Ontology annotation, biological process: iron-sulfur cluster assembly. Gene Ontology annotation, cellular component: cytoplasm; mitochondrion. Bases 38 to 424 code for a protein of 128 amino acids.